GUGGAGGCACAGGCAGGGAGCCCAGGCAGUGCUGGGUGAAGGCAGUACAGAGCAGGGGAGGAAUAGCGCUGGGGCAGGAUGCUCUCUGAAAUUAACGAAAAAGUGUGGGUCAGCAUGCUGGGUUCUCUAAUCCAGUGUUUCUGUUCUCAGGAAUAGAAACUGAAAGGGAGAAACACACCCCAGUAAAACAGGACACAGCCUGGGAGGCUGUACUGAAAGCCAUGGCCACUGGCUGGAACAGAGAUCCUGUAUGCAGAGGCAUCACACAGGGGUGGAAGAUACGGCAGAAGGCAUUUGUGAAGAAUUAUGACCCAAGUGUCCUUUCAAGUGUGACUUACCUUCUCUAUGAAAUCAAGUGGAACUAUUGCAGAAGGCGCUGGCAAAGAUGGAUCCGUUGUGCCGGCGGUGAGCAUGCUGAAAAGUACUUCCUGAAAGAUGUCUGUAAAAAGCUAAGAUAUGAUCAUUUUGUCCACUGCUCCAUCACCUGUUACAUGUCCUGGAGUCCCUGUGGGGACUGCUGCAAGAAGAUCAUAGGUUUUCUGGAGAAAAUGCCUAAUUUGAGUCUAGCCAUUUAUGUAGCACGGCUCUACUGGCACAAAGAGGAAAACAAUCGUCAGGGUCUGUGGAGCCUGAUGAACAUCGGCGUGUCCAUCCAAGUCAUGGAUCUCUCAGGUCCAUUUUCCCAGAUUAUGAUGACUGUUGGAGAACAUUUGUCGAUGAUGAGGACAAGUAUGAAGAUGAUUAUUGGCCCAGGCACUUCGCUCCAUGGAUAAUGCUAUAUUCUCUCGAACUCCAGUCCAUCCUUCAGGACAUUCCCUCUUGCUUAACAAUUUCAUCAGGUAGGAACCAGCCUCCAGUUUUCAGCCUACAUGUAAAUAAGAAACAGAAAAGAGCGCUCGCAUCAGCCAAUCCCUGUUAGCCGCCAGUAUCCUGGCCUGGGCAGCCAGCCAGUCUCUGGAAGCCGUGAGUGUCUUGAACCAGCCAUCAGCUGCUAAGCAACAGAAACCAGUUGACAGGAAACAUCACCCUCAUUAAACUCCAGAACUGGGGGAGGGGAAGAGGAUGCAGUGAGGAUGGGUGCAAGAGAGGACUGUUUUGCGAUCACAGCAUGUUUUCUCAGUUGGUGGGUUGCUCUUGCAUGAGCUGAAAGCCCAUUAGAAUGUUUAAUCAUUUCAAUUUGAUUUAGUUACUCGUAGCCAUUUCGUUGCCAUUGCUUCAGCUUGUAGCCUUUUGAAAAGUGAAUCCUGUUUAAAUGUGUAAUGCUGUACAGGUUUCAGAGCGAUAGCCGUGUUAGUCUGUAUCCGCAAAAAGAACGAGGAGUAAAUUUGUUAGUCUCUAAAGUGCCACCAGUACUCCUCGUUCCUAAUUCUGCACAGUGACUGAGUCAUGUUAGCACCUUUGUACGUGUGUAUUCCAUCACAGCUAACACAAGAGUAUCUUGCUUAUUCUGCAGCCGAUGCUGUUUCACCAAGGGAACAUAAAACUAUAAGAUUUGCUUUGUGUAAGCAGUUUAUAAGGAACUAACUCGUUAUGCAAUAACAUAUAUAGAGAGCUUAGAGAGGAUUUAUUUUCUGCGGUUAUUUCUUUGAAUUAUGUUUCUCUUGUAGAUUUCUAGAUAUUACUUUGUGUCAUUUGUCAACAUAACAUUUGAAUAAAAUAUCUAUAAGGAA
Molecule: messenger RNA, 1670 nt
Organism: Caretta caretta (loggerhead turtle)
Lineage: Eukaryota; Metazoa; Chordata; Testudines; Cheloniidae
Source: RefSeq, a predicted model, not a curated record